GCGUGCGACCCUCAGAGUUCAGCGGGUGAACCCCGGGCCCUGAUGGUGGGACUGGGCCCGGGUUCCCACCGCAUCGUCCGCCUCAGCCAGAACCUUCUGGUCCCCGCCCCCAGAUAGGGACCCAGGAGGCCCACGCCCCUUCUUCCCGGCGGGGAGUGGGAGCCUCUCGCACUCUUCGGCAGCUCCAGACCCUCGGCAGCUCCAGACCCUCGUUUACAGUUCAGGACCUCAGCUGCACUUUGGCGCUAACGCCCUGUUUCCCAGGCUGACUCCUGACCUCAAGUGAUCGGCCCACCUUGUCCUCCCAAGGUGCUGCGAUUGCAGGCCUGAGCCACCGCGCCGCGACCUAGGCUGGACAUUUGACAAAGGUUUUUACUUCUACCUCUAUUUCCUCUUAGAAGAUGCGGCAAGAAAAGGAUCCAGGGGGCCCGGACAAUGGACUGUCAAUGGCAGGAUACCAGCUCUGGUCACCAUGGACCCCACUGGAUGAGAGUUUCCAAUGGCUGCGCCACACGACACCUACACCUUCCUCCAAGCACCCAUUCAGGGCCUCCCCCUACUUCCCACACACACCGUCCGACCUUGAAGUGCAGCUGUGCUUUCAAGAGGUCACCCUAGUCCUAGACAGCCCAUUCCUGGAAUCUGGAGUGAGUCCCAAGUUACCCUGCCACACAUCAGAGUUGCGAACGAUGAACAACAAAGGACUGGUCAGGAAGCCCCAGCCCAUCCGCCUCAGUGGAGUAGAUUCUGUCUUUGGCAGGGUUAUCACAGCUCAGCCACCAAAGUGGACCGGGACUUUCAGAGUUUCAGACAAGUCAGCCUUUUGCAAAAUCAUUAGCAGGGAGCACCAGUGGCCCAUUGGACUGAAGGAGCCUCAGAUUCAGAUGACAGUGACUAUGUGCAAACAGAUGCUGCGCUCUAUCCUCUUGCUGUAUGCAACUUACAAAAAGUGCACCUUUGCCUUGCAGCACUCCAAGUAAAGGGUCCUCAUUUGAUCCCCAUUUCUUCACACCAUGCCCUUUGUGCCUUGGUGACUGUCAAGUAAAAGCAAGUAUAUACUCAUUUCUCUCCACACUUCCCACAUACUUACCAAGCAAAAAGCCCAUGAAAAAUCUGCAGCAGCCUCUGAUAGCAGGAAGACAUUAUGUGGUACUCCUGAACUUUCACUCCUGGUCCAUCAACUACACUGUGAUUCUCAGCAGCUAAACACUAAAAAUAAAAAUGAUUUUAGGACA
Molecule: messenger RNA, 1235 nt
Organism: Symphalangus syndactylus (siamang)
Lineage: Eukaryota; Metazoa; Chordata; Mammalia; Primates; Hylobatidae
Gene: FANCD2OS
Product: FANCD2 opposite strand
Source: RefSeq, a predicted model, not a curated record